GGCUGUAUGAAUUGACGGCUGAAUGUAUCCUAACCUGCCAUAUGGUAGCGGAGAAAUGGGAAAUGAGGCAAUCGUGGCGACAUCCUUCGCCAAAGAAUGGCGACACUUUUAGCUCAUACGUACGCAAAGGCGCCAACCAAGUGCUCUUGGUGUUCGUUCAAGCAGCAGAGGAUCAGGCGCCCGCUCGCCCCCAUUACCACGCCAGUAACGUUAUUUAGUCGCCAUUUUCUUCUACCCAUCUUCCAAACUUGUCUCCUUGGGCCCCGACGAGCGUCGCUUCCGUGCUCUUACAACCUCCUCUCUGUUUCUAUCGCGAACCCUAUAAAUACGCCGCCGAAGUCCCGCGUAUACACUAUUUCCUCGUGUAGCAAAAUGGGUUCUCUCUCGUUCCUGGAGUCUCCCCUUCAAUACCCACAUGCUCGGCGAGACGACUCCGUCGUGGACGAUUACCACGGCGUUUUGGUUUCUGAUCCAUAUCGCUGGCUGGAAGAUCCUGAUGCAGAGGAGGUCAAAGAAUUCGUUGAUAAGCAGGUAACUUUGACUGAGUCUAUGCUGAAAACUUGCGAGACGAGGGAGAAACUCCGGGAACGUAUUACGACUCUUUUCGACCACCCUCGAUUCGUUACUCCGUUCAAGCAGGGGAACAAGUACUUCUACUUUCACAACUCCGGCCUCCAGGCCCAAAAUGUGCUAUACGUUCAGGAUGAUUUAGAAGCUGAGCCUGAAGUUCUGCUUGACCCAAAUCUUCUCAGCGAAGAUGGAACAGUUGCACUGAGCAUGUCCUCAAUCAGUGAGGAUGCAAAGUUUCUUGCUUAUGGGCUUAGUUCAAGCGGCAGCGACUGGGUGACCAUUAAAGUGAUGCGAAUUGAAGACAAGUGUGUACUGCCUGAUUCUCUGUCUUGGGUUAAGUUUUCUUCAAUCAGUUGGACACAUGAUGGCAAAGGCUUCUUUUAUGGUCGUUAUCCAGCACCCAUGGAAGAGAAAGAGAUAGAUGCUGGAACUGAGACAAAUAUAAACCUUAAUCAUGGGCUCUAUUACCACUUUCUGGGCACUGAUCAAUCUGAAGAUAUUUUGUGCUGGAAGGAUCCUGAGAACCCUAGAUAUUUGUUUGGGUCACAAGUAACUGAGGAUGGAAAGUAUCUUCUCCUGUACAUUGAGGAAGGAUGUGACCCGGUCAACAAGCUUUAUUAUUAUGACUUGUCUUCCCUUCCCCAUGGGUUAGCUGGGUUGCAAGGAGGGAAGCAUAUGAUUCCAUUUAUGAAGCUUGUUGACAAUUUUGAAGCCCGUUAUGAAGCUGUGGCAAAUGAUGAUACCCUUUUUAUCUUUCGGACCAACAAAGGGGCUCCAAAGUACAAGCUGGUCCAGGUUGACCUCAAGGAUCCUAGUUCGUGGGCUGAUCUAGUGGAAGAAUCUGAAAAAGAUGUUCUGGAAUCCGCUUUAGCUGUCAACAAAAGCCAACUUUUGGUGACUUACCUGAGUGAUGUGAAGUAUGUGCUACAGUUAAGGGAAUUGAAAACAGGAAAGCUGCUUCAUAAUUUGCCAAUAGACAUAGGAACAGUUUAUGGCAUUUCUGGAAGGCGUGAAGACAGUGAAGUCUUUAUUGGGUUUACAAGCUUCCUUACACCAGGAAUUAUUUACCGAUGUCAAUUAAAAGAUUGUGAUGUCCCUGAGAUGAAGAUAUUCAGAGAGAUAGUUGUUCCUGGCUUUGAUCGCACAGAAUUCCAGGUUAACCAGGAUUUUUACUCAAGUAAGGAUGGGACAAAGAUACCUAUAUUUAUUGUUGCAAGAAAAGAUAUUGAAAUGAAUGGAUCUCAUCCGCUAUUGCUGUAUGGUUAUGGUGGCUUCAACAUUAGCAUCACACCUUCAUUUAAUGUCAGCAGAAUUGUUCUCACACGAAAUCUUGGGGUUGUCUACUGCAUAGCAAACAUACGUGGUGGAGGAGAGUAUGGAGAAGAAUGGCAUAAGUCUGGCUCCCUUGGAAACAAGCAAAAUUGCUUUGAUGACUUCAUUUCUGCAGCUGAAUUCCUCAUAUCUGCUGGUUAUACACAACCAAAUCGUUUGUGUAUUGAAGGUGGAAGUAAUGGUGGGCUUCUAGUUGCUGCAUGUAUAAAUCAGAGACCUGAUCUUUUUGGAUGUGCUUUGGCUCAUGUUGGUGUAAUGGACAUGCUACGUUUUCACAAGUUUACUAUUGGGCAUGCUUGGACUAGUGAUUAUGGUUGUUCAGAUAAGGAGGAAGAAUUCCAUUGGCUAAUUAAGUACUCACCGGUUCAUAAUGUUAAGCGACCAUGGGAGCAAUCGCAGGAUCAGCAAUCUCAGUACCCACCUACCAUGUUGUUAACUGCUGACCAUGAUGAUAGGGUUGUGCCAUUGCAUUCUUUGAAAUUGCUCGCUACUAUGCAAUAUGUUCUUUGCACGAGCUUGGGGAAGAGCCCACAGACCAACCCCAUUAUUGGUCGGAUUGAUCGUAAAGCUGGACAUGGAGCCGGUCGUCCGACAAAGAAACUGAUAGAUGAAGCUGCUGAUAGAUACAGUUUCAUGGCUAAAAUGUUGGGAGCAUCUUGGACCGAAUGAUUCAGAAGUCCCAAGAAUGCUGCGCUCCGCAGACCCAGCUGGCAUGCACUGUUAGAAGUUGAAACAGCUGUGCCAGAACCUAGAGCUAGAUUUUCCUUUCCUCCUUUUAGCGGGAAAGGAUCCUAGAAAAGUGUCCUCUUUAUAAUAAUCUAAUCAUUUUUGUGAAGGGAAGUUUUGUAAUCCCUUGCUUUAUUGAGACAAUAGCAUAUGAUUGAUGUGUGAUGUUCCAGCGAUGGGGAAAAAAAAAUCAAUAAAAAUUUGAUGCCAAGAAUGAGAUUUACUCUUUAUAAUUUACAAUUCUUUACCUUCCUUGGCGAAGACAUCA
Molecule: messenger RNA, 2896 nt
Organism: Nymphaea colorata (pocket water lily)
Lineage: Eukaryota; Viridiplantae; Streptophyta; Magnoliopsida; Nymphaeales; Nymphaeaceae
Exons: 12
Coding region: 97-2571 (824 amino acids)
Biological process (GO): proteolysis
Cellular component (GO): cytosol
Molecular function (GO): serine-type endopeptidase activity; oligopeptidase activity
Source: RefSeq, a predicted model, not a curated record